This is a messenger RNA of Saccharomycodes ludwigii, 489 nucleotides long. RefSeq names its product peptidylprolyl isomerase CPR1 (gene CPR1). The transcript has a single exon. The coding region runs from base 1 to 489 and encodes 162 amino acids. Gene Ontology annotation, biological process: protein folding; protein peptidyl-prolyl isomerization. NCBI's taxonomy places the organism in Eukaryota, Fungi, Ascomycota, Saccharomycetes, Saccharomycodales, Saccharomycodaceae. The record is from RefSeq and is a predicted model, not a curated record. Gene Ontology annotation, molecular function: peptidyl-prolyl cis-trans isomerase activity.
AUGGUUAAAACUUAUUUCGACGUUGAAGCUGAUGGUAAGCCAUUGGGCCGUAUUACUUUCCAAUUGUACAACGAUGUUGUUCCAAAGACUGCUGAAAACUUCAGAGCUUUAUGUACUGGUGAAAAAGGUUUUGGAUACAGCGGUUCUCCAUUCCACAGAGUUAUUCCAGAUUUCAUGUUGCAAGGUGGUGAUUUCACCCGUGGUAAUGGUACUGGUGGUAAAUCCAUUUAUGGUGAAAGAUUCCCAGACGAAAACUUUACCAAGAAACAUACUAGACCAGGUUUGUUGAGUAUGGCCAAUGCUGGUCCAAACACCAACGGUUCUCAAUUCUUUAUCACCACUGUUCCAUGUCCAUGGUUGGAUGGUAAGCAUGUCGUCUUUGGGGAAGUUGUUGACGGUUUAGAUGUUGUCAAGAAAAUCGAAUCUUUAGGUUCUCCAAGUGGUGCACCAAGAGCUAAGGUUGUUAUUGCUGAAUCUGGUGAAUUGUAA